AUAAAAGCCGACGGUGUUACACGGACGUAUUUGACAGUUGCACCACAAAUCAACAACAACGGCAGCGGUAGCAAUGGCUAAAAGUGAUGGAAGUGACUAUUUUAAAAGAACCAGUCUUUUUUGGAUCGUCUCCGUCACCUUCGGGUUGGCGUAUUUUAGUUGCAUCGUGUUUGCGCCUGAAAUAAUACCAUACCAUCUCCUGGGCCCGUUUGGUACCUUCUGCAGAUAUCUUGUCGACAACCAUGCGGGCGUCUUGUACAAAGGGUGGUGGGCGACCGUGGCCAUUCAUGUUGUUGAGGCCCUGGUCUCCUUGAAAGUCUGCCGCAACAAAGGCAUCACCGCGCCCACAAGGUACUUGUGGUUCCUCCAGACCUUCGUGUUCGGCUUCGCCUCUCUCGGCCUGCUCAUCAAAUACAACCCGCAGCGGCGCAAACAGCACUGAUGUGGCCUCCAAAAGCCAGACGAGAACAACCGAGGAACAUGACCUUUUGAAACGGUCGAAUAUUGAAGUAUUCUGUGAAGUAGAUCAACUUGAAUCCUGCAUUGCUGUGAUUACUCUUCUUGUAUUUCUUUCGGAAUAGUCUUUUAUAUGGAAAAGGUAUUUUGAGGGGGAAAUACAAUUUUAUCAGGUGUUUUCAUACAUUCAUGGUGUUUACAUUCCAAGAAUGACAAUAAUCUUCCAGUUGCCGUGUUCUACUUAACUAUGUUGCACUUGAUGCUCUUAAUGCUAACAAUUGAAAUGAAAACUUCUUACAAAUACA
Syngnathus typhle (broad-nosed pipefish) is the source of this 761-nucleotide messenger RNA. It is a transcript of the gene tmem254, whose product is annotated as transmembrane protein 254. Bases 74 to 442 code for a protein of 122 amino acids. The transcript has 4 exons. The record is from RefSeq and is a predicted model, not a curated record. NCBI's taxonomy places the organism in Eukaryota, Metazoa, Chordata, Actinopteri, Syngnathiformes, Syngnathidae.